Candidozyma duobushaemuli is the source of this 3501-nucleotide messenger RNA. RefSeq names its product pyruvate carboxylase 2 (gene PYC2). The coding region runs from base 1 to 3501 and encodes 1166 amino acids. The record is from RefSeq and is a predicted model, not a curated record. Gene Ontology annotation, molecular function: pyruvate carboxylase activity; metal ion binding; ATP binding. Gene Ontology annotation, cellular component: cytoplasm. The transcript has 2 exons. NCBI's taxonomy places the organism in Eukaryota, Fungi, Ascomycota, Pichiomycetes, Serinales, Metschnikowiaceae. Gene Ontology annotation, biological process: pyruvate metabolic process; gluconeogenesis.
AUGACUUCUCUUGCCACAUCCACGUCGGACCGUGCCAAGAUCAACCAGAUGCGGAGAGACUCCACCGUCUUGGGGCCCAUGAACAAGAUUCUCGUGGCCAACAGAGGUGAGAUCCCCAUCAGAAUCUUCAGAACUGCUCAUGAGUUGUCCAUGCAAACAGUGGCCAUCUACGCCCACGAGGACAGAUUGUCCAUGCACAGAUUGAAGGCCGACGAGUCCUACGUCAUUGGCAAAAAGGGCCAGUUCUCCCCUGUCCUGGCCUACUUGCAGAUUGACGAGAUCAUUGGCAUCGCCAAGAAGCACAAUGUGAACAUGAUCCACCCGGGCUACGGUUUUCUCUCUGAGAACUCCACAUUUGCUCGCAAGGUCGAAGAGGCUGGAAUUGCCUGGAUCGGUCCUUCCCACACCACCAUUGACUCCGUCGGUGACAAGGUUUCUGCCAGAACCUUGGCUUUGAACAACGACGUGCCUGUCGUUCCCGGUACUCCAGGCCCAAUUGACUCCACUGAAGAGGCCGCCAAGUUUGUUCAGAAGUACGGCUUCCCUGUCAUCAUCAAGGCUGCUUUUGGUGGCGGUGGUCGUGGUAUGAGAGUCGUCAGAGAGGGCGACUCCAUCGAAGACGCUUUCAACAGAGCCAAGUCUGAAGCUUUGACUGCUUUCGGUAACGGCACUUGUUUCAUCGAGAGAUUCUUGGACAAACCAAAGCACAUUGAGGUGCAAUUGCUUGCUGACAACUACGGCAAUGUCAUUCACUUGUUCGAGAGAGACUGCUCUGUUCAGAGAAGACACCAAAAGGUCGUUGAAAUUGCUCCUGCAAAGAACUUGCCAAAAUCUGUCAGAGACGCUAUUUUGACUGAUGCUGUCAAGUUGGCCAAGUCUGCUAACUACAGAAACGCUGGUACCGCUGAGUUCCUCGUUGAUGAGCAGAACAGACACUACUUUAUUGAGAUCAACCCUAGAAUUCAGGUUGAGCACACAAUCACCGAGGAAAUUACUGGUGUUGAUAUCGUCGCUGCUCAAAUCCAGAUCGCCGCUGGCGCUUCCUUGCAGCAAUUGGGGUUGCUCCAGGACAAGAUCACCACUCGUGGUUUUGCCAUUCAGUGCAGAAUUACUACUGAGGACCCAGCCAAGAACUUCCAGCCAGACACUGGUAAGAUUGAGGUCUAUCGUUCUGCUGGUGGUAACGGUGUGAGAUUGGAUGGUGGUAACGGUUUUGCCGGUUCCUGCUCUUGUUCCGGUUCCACCUACGAGAUUGCCAGAAGAAAGAUGUUGAGAGCUUUGAUUGAAUUUAGAAUCAGAGGUGUCAAGACUAACAUUCCUUUCUUGUUGGCUUUGCUUACCAACGAGACUUUCAUCCAAGGUAACUGCUGGACUACUUUCAUCGACGACACUCCAUCCUUGUUCAGAAUGAUCUCCUCCCAGAACAGAGCCACCAAGUUGUUGAGCUACUUGGGUGACUUGGCUGUCAACGGAUCUUCUAUUAAGGGCCAGGUUGGUAUGCCUAAGCUUCUCACUGAGGCCUUGAUUCCUAUCUUGCACGACCCCAAGACUGGCAUUCCCAUUGAUGUCGAAUCUCCAGUUAAACCAAGAGGCUGGAGACAGGUUCUUCUCGAGCUUGGCCCCGAGAAGUUCGCCAAGCAGGUCAACGACUUCAAGGGUACCUUGAUCACCGACACCACUUGGAGAGACGCUCACCAGUCAUUGUUGGCUACCCGUGUGAGAACUAUUGACUUGCUCAACAUUGCCCCUACUACCGCUCAUGCCUUGAACGGUGCCUUCUCCUUGGAGUGUUGGGGUGGUGCAACUUUUGAUGUUUCCAUGAGAUUCCUUCACGAGGAUCCUUGGGCUCGUUUGAGGAAGUUGAGAGAAUUGGUUCCUAACAUCCCAUUCCAGAUGUUGUUGAGAGGUGCCAACGGUGUUGCUUACUCCUCUUUGCCAGACAAUGCCAUUGACCAGUUUGUCAAGGAGGCUAAGGACAGUGGUGUUGACAUCUUCAGAGUCUUUGAUGCUCUCAAUGACUUGGACCAAUUGAAGGUCGGUGUUGAUGCCGUCAAGAAGGCCGGUGGUGUUGUUGAAGCCACUGUUUGUUUCUCCGGUGACAUGUUGAACCCCGACAAGAAGUACAACUUGGAAUACUACUUGAAUGUUGUUGACAAGAUUGUCGAAAUGGGUACUCAUUUCAUUGGUAUCAAGGAUAUGGCAGGUACCAUGAAGCCAAAGGCUGCAUCUCUCUUGAUUGGUGCUAUCAAGGAGAAGUACCCAGACAUUCCUAUUCACGUUCACACCCACGACUCCGCAGGUACCGGUGUCGCCAGUAUGGAUGCUGCUGCCAAGGCCGGUGCUGACGUUGUUGAUGCCGCUUCCAACUCGAUGUCUGGUAUGACUUCUCAGCCAUCUAUCAGUGCCUUGCUUGCCUCCCUUGAAGGUGAGGUGAACCACGGUUUGGACGAGAACUUGGUCAGAGAACUCGACAACUACUGGGCUCAGAUGAGACUCUUGUACUCGUGCUUCGAGGCAGACUUGAAGGGUCCAGAUCCAGAGGUUUACCAGCACGAGAUUCCUGGUGGCCAGUUGACCAACUUGAUCUUCCAGGCUCAGCAAUUGGGCUUGGGUGAGAAGUGGUUGUUGACCAAGGAGAAGUACAAGGUCGCCAACAAGCUUUUGGGUGACGUUGUCAAGGUUACCCCAACCUCCAAGGUGGUUGGUGAUUUGGCCCAGUUCAUGGUCUCCAACAACUUGACCGAAGAGGAUGUCAUCAAGUUGGCUCCUGAGCUUGACUUCCCAGGUUCUGUUCUUGACUUCAUGGAGGGUUUGAUGGGUACGCCAUACGGUGGAUUCCCAGAACCUCUCAGAUCCAACAUGUUGGGCAACAAGAGAGCUAAGUUGGACAAGAGACCAGGCUUGACCUUGCCUCCAAUUGACUUUGUCAAGGUGAAGCAGGAAUUGGUUUCCCGUUACGGUGACAACAUCGACGAAUGUGACAUUGCUUCCUACGUCAUGUACCCUAAGGUUUACGAAGACUUCCGUGCCAUUGUUGAGAAAUACGGUGACUUGUCUGUCUUGCCAACUAGAUACUUCUUGAAGCCAUUGGACAUUAAUGAGGAGAUGGUUGUCGACAUUGAGCAAGGUAAGACUUUGAUCAUCAAGUUGUUGGCUAUUGGUGAGAUUUCCAAGAAGACCGGUACUCGUGAAGUGUUCUUUGAGUUGAACGGUGAGAUGAGAUCUGUUACCAUCGAUGACAAGACCAUUUCUAUCGAAACCGUGACCCGUCCAAAGGCCACUCAGCCAAACGAGGUUGGUGCUCCAAUGGCCGGUGUCGUUCUCGAAAUCAGAGUCAAGAAGGACCAGGAGGUCAAGAAGGGUGACCCUGUUGCCGUUUUGAGUGCCAUGAAAAUGGAGAUGGUCAUCAGUGCACCAGUCAGCGGUAAAGUGGGAGAUGUUUUGAUCAGAGAGGGAGACUCCGUCGACUCUGCUGACUUGAUCACGAGCAUCUUCAAGUGA